Messenger RNA from Magallana angulata, 747 nucleotides. RefSeq names its product CD209 antigen-like. Bases 1 to 645 code for a protein of 214 amino acids. Gene Ontology annotation, molecular function: carbohydrate binding. Gene Ontology annotation, biological process: biological process involved in interspecies interaction between organisms. The transcript is spliced from 4 exons. The record is from RefSeq and is a predicted model, not a curated record. Gene Ontology annotation, cellular component: external side of plasma membrane. NCBI's taxonomy places the organism in Eukaryota, Metazoa, Mollusca, Bivalvia, Ostreida, Ostreidae.
AUGUUUAGAACAUCGUGUUGGUUUCUUGUUGCUGUUCUAUUUUCAGUCCAUUGUCUGCAAAGACAGUUUUGGUAUUCCAGAUUGUACAAAGAAUUGACAAACUCAUCCCUAGCCGUGCUUUAUGGAGAAGUUGCUAGUCUUGUUCAUUGUGCAGGACUUUGUUCCGGAGAUGACUACUGCAUGGAGUUCCUUUACAGCGAAACAAGUAGACUUUGUAUUGGACUUCACUGUGUAAGGGAGGAAAGCUUCUCGCAUCAGUAUGUUGUACUGGAAUCUGCACAAAUGUUACGGUAUAGAAAAGAGUUUAAAUGGGUAGAAUAUUUUGGUCACUAUUAUUUCUAUGAAGAAGAGAAACUCACAUGGGAAGGUGCUAAGCUGGCAUGUCAGAAAAAAUGUGCACAUUUGGUGGAAAUUGAAAAGAAGGAAAAAUCUGAUUGGCUGGCAACUACAUUUCUUUUGAAUGACGGUUGUUCCAAUUUGUACCGACCAUGUACAGCUUGGACUGGACUAAACGAUCGUCACCUUGAAGGCCAAUACGUAUGGGACCAUUCCAACACGUCCAUGGCCUUUAUCAACUGGUAUGAAUACUAUCCAAGCAGGGUUGAUCAGCGAGACUGCGUUGACAUUCUGUGGAAUGGUGCAUAGAACGACAGACGCUGCUCGCAUUUAAACUCAUUUAUCUGUGAGAGGAGAAAUGUUCGGUAAUAGGUCGUGUGAGGUAUCUCGUAUGAUGCAAUGCUUAUCUAC